Melozone crissalis (California towhee) is the source of this 5709-nucleotide messenger RNA. Its product is annotated as IgGFc-binding protein-like. The record is from RefSeq and is a predicted model, not a curated record. Gene Ontology annotation, molecular function: protein binding. NCBI's taxonomy places the organism in Eukaryota, Metazoa, Chordata, Aves, Passeriformes, Passerellidae. The coding region runs from base 1 to 5709 and encodes 1902 amino acids. The transcript has 16 exons.
AUGCCAACACCUGCAUCCUCCCCUCUGAAUCGGCAGGCAGUGUGCCGGGAUUCUGGUUGUGGCACUGAGGAGGAAUGCCGGGUGGAGGAGGGGAUCCAGGAUUGUUAUCCCAGAAGUUUUGGGGUUUGCACUGCUGUUGGAGCCACCCACUAUGAGACCUUUGAUGGCAAGAGGUUCAUCUUCCAGGGGACAUGUGUCUACCUGUUGGUAGGGUUGUGUGAGGACACCCAAAAUUUGGUGGGAUUCCAGGUGUUGGUGCAGAAUGGCCACCGAAGUGACAACCUCAUGUUGUCCAUUGCCAUGGUGACAGUCAAAGUCUACAACAAAACCAUCAGCAUUAGCAGGGAACAUCCUGGAAAAAUCAUGAUUGAUGAGCAGUUGAUCAAUCUCCCAUAUCACUACAGUGAAAGAAAGAUUGUUGUCUAUCGUCACGGGCAGGAUGCGGUGGUAGUGACCGACUUUGGCCUUGUUGUCACCUAUGACUGGUACAGCCACGUCACCACCAUGGUGCCCAGUGGCUUCACUAAUGCCCUAUGUGGACUCUGUGGGAACUACAAUGGUGCUGCAAGUGACGACAUGAUGAUGAGGAACAACCAUGUGACGUCAGACCCAGAUGCCUUUGGGAGCAGCUGGAAGGUCACAGAUGUCCCAGGAUGUGGUGAGAGGUCAACAGUGGAAUGUUCCAGCACACUUGCACCUUCCUGGCUGCAGCAGGAAGUCUCUGGGAUGGGGUGUGAAAUUAUUUUGGAAGUGGAUGGACCUUUUAGAGCAUGUCAUAGUCAUGUUGAUGGCCACCAGUACUUCCAGAGCUGCAUCCAUGAUUCCUGCCUGUUCCCUGAUCAGGAAGAAGGGAUCUGUCCAAUCAUUGCCCUCUACGCCACCGCAUGCCAGGCUGCUGGUGUGUCCAUCAGGAGGUGGAGGACAGAUAAUUUCUGCUAUAUUCCCUGUCCUUCCAACAGCUCCUAUGAGCUCUGCUCCCACACCUGCCAGCACACCUGCGGUAUUGACUCUGCCACAUGCCAAGGGCGGUGCCGCGAGGGCUGCACAUGUCAGGAUGGCUUCAUGCUCAGCGGUGACGAGUGUGUCCCCAUGUCCCACUGUGGCUGCAGCCACCAUGGAGUCUACUACAAAGAGGGGGAGACAUUCUACCCCACAAAGCAGGAGAUGUGCCAGUGCCUCUUUGGUGGCACUGUGGAGUGCCAAAACACUUCCCAUCCUGAUGGUGGCCAUGGGAAGGUCAUCAGUGAUGUCGUCCAGUCUCCCUUGCAGCUGUCCAGCACCUGUGUAGCCACAGGUGACCACACCUAUGUUACCUUUGAUGGGAUGGCCUUCAACAUUACUGGUACUUGCUCCUACAUCCUCACCCAGACCUGCACAAGUGACAACGUGAGAUCAUUUAUGGUCACAAUCCAGAAGGAGGCGCGGAAGAAGGGGAAGGUCUCCGGGAUCCAAGUGUUGUCUGUGGAAGUCUAUGGGGUCACCUUGGCCUUGAAACAAGGAAAAAGGGCAGAUGUCAUGGUGGAUUCCAUUUCCCACCACCUCCCCACCAUCCUGAGUGAGGGACAGGUCCAGGUCUACCCACAUGGGACAGGUGUCCUGCUCCGCACUGACUUCGGCCUCAUUGUCCACUAUGACUUCGUCCAGCAUGUGAUGGUCACAGUCCCCCAGACCUACAUGGGGCGCUUGUGUGGCCUCUGCGGCAACUACAAUGGCCAAGGCAAUGAUGAGUUCCAGCUUUCCAGUGGCCAGCUGGCUCCAGAUGCAACAGCCUUUGGAUCUGCAUGGAAAACAACAGAUACGCCUUGCAAUGACACCUGUCCCAAGGAUGAGUGUCCCACCUGCACAGAGGAGAAAGUGGCAGUCCUCCAAAAACCCAACUAUUGUGGCUUACUCACAGCCCCUGAAGGUCCCUUUGGCUCCUGCCAUCGCAUCAUUGACCCCGUCCCGUAUUCCCAAUCCUGCAUCCAUGACCUCUGCAUGACGGGAGGGGACACACAUGUCCUGUGCCAGAGUAUCCAGAGCUAUGUCACUGCAUGCCAAGGUGCCGGUGUCACUGUGGGGCCUUGGAGGACGUCAUCCUUCUGCUCCCCCACCUGCCCAGCCAACAGCACCUACUCGCUUUGCACCAACACCUGUGCCAACAUCUGCACCGGAAAUACCACCACCUGUCCCCAGACCUGCACUGAGGGCUGCCAGUGCCACCAGGGUUCUGUCUUUGAUGGACACAGAUGCGUUCCCGAGGAUUACUGUGAAUGCUUCAGGGAUGGGGAAUACUAUAAGCCCCAUGAGAUACUUUUCCAGGAUCACUGCCAGCACCGUUGCACCUGUGUCCCUGGCCAGGGCCUUACCUGCCACGACCAUACUUGCACUGAGGACGAAUUCUGUGAAAUCCAGGAAGGGGUCUUGGGAUGCAUCAAAAAAAACCCCUGCAAGUCCCUGCACUGCCGCCCCAAGGAGCGCUGCCGGCCCCGCGGUGCCCAAUCCCGCUGUGUCCCAGCCCUGGUCGCCACAUGCUGGGCAUGGGGUGACCCACACUUCCGAACCUUCGACGGCCUUGACUUUGACUUCCAAGGAACCUGCACCUACACCAUGGCUGAAUCCCAUGGGAAUGAUCCUGGGCUGGUGCCCUUCAGGGUCCAGGCCAAGAAUGACAUCCGUGGUGGGAUCCAAUCUGUGUCCUAUGUCUCCCUGGUCAAAGUUGACGUCUAUGGACAACGCAUCUCCUUCCACCGGAAUGAAAAUGGAAGAGUCCGGGUGAACGGGGAGGUGACGCUGCUCCCUGUGCUCCUGGCAGACGGGAAGGUGCGGGUCCAUCCCAGUGGGCUCCGUGUUGCUCUGGAGACAGAUUUUGGUCUCCAGGUCUCCUAUGACUGGAACUGGCACCUCCAGAUCAACCUCUCCAGCAGCUACUACCGCCACGUCCGUGGUCUCUGCGGGAAUUUCAACCUCAAGCCCCUUGAUGACAUCCCCGAGGCUGGUGACAACAUCACUGCAAUUGUCACAUGGGCCAAAAACUGGAAAAGUGCUGACUUUGAGGUUGAUGACCCAAUUUGUUGGGAUUAUUGUGACGGAGUAUGCCCAGUGUGUGAUGAGAAAAAGAAGGAGCUUUAUGGCGGGUACCACUAUUGUGGGAUCAUCAAAAAAUCCUUCCAGGGACCCUUCAGAGCAUGUCACAACAUAGUGAAGCCUCAUGACUUCUAUCGCAACUGCCUGUCUGACCUGUGUCUGAGCAAUGGGGCAAGGUCAAUCCUCUGCCAGGUGCUGGAGACCUACGCAGCGACGUGUCAGAAGCAUGGGGCCAUGGUCCAUGACUGGAGGACGCCAUCAGGAUGCCCCUUAUCUUGCCCUGAAAACAGCCACUAUGAGUCCUGUGGCAAUGCCUGUCCAGCCACCUGCUCCAACUGGGACAGUACAGCCACCUGUGACCAGCCCUGUGUGGAGACCUGUGCCUGUAACACUGGCCACGUGCUCAGUGGUGGACAGUGUGUGCCGGUGUCCCGCUGUGGCUGCACCCGUGAUGGCCGCUACUACCACCCUGGCGAGGAGUUUUGGGGCGAUGACACCUGUCACUCCAGGUGCAGGUGUGACAUGGAGCUGGGAAUGGUGGUGUGCGAGGACUCUGGGUGUAAGCCGGGUGAGGUGUGCGCAGUGGUGAAGGGCGUGCGGCGGUGUGUGGCCAACAGACGCUCCAUCUGCGUGGCCACUGGUGACCCCCACUAUACCACCUUCGAUGGGCGCCGCUACGACUUCAUGGGUACCUGUGUCUACCUGUUAGCUGGGCUCUGCUCCACUGACCCCACCCUCAUCCCCUUUGCUGUCACUGUGGAGAACAAUCACCGUGGCAGCCACCUGGUCUCCUUCACCAAGGUAGUCACCAUGGAGGUGUACAACAUGACCCUCAGCCUCAGCCAGGAACAUCCCCAGAAGGUCAAGGUUAAUGGUGUCCUGUUGGACCUUCCCUUCACCCACAACCAUCAGCUCCAGGUGUCUCUCCGUGGUGUCCAUGGCUUCAUCACCACUGAGAUGGGUGUCACUGUCACCUUUGACUGGUACAGCUAUGCCCGUGUCAUCAUUCCCAACACCUACGCUGGCGCCGUCUGUGGCCUCUGCGGCAACGCCAAUGGUGACCCCCAUGAUGACUUUGUCACCCGUGAUGGCCACCAUGCUGACAAUGAGACCCACUUAGGGGACAGCUGGAAGGUCAGCGAUGUCCCUGGGUGCUCAGCUGGGUGCAGCGAGGGCUGCCAGGUGUGCAGUGAUGCCCAGAAACGUGCCUACCGUGGAGAUAAGCACUGUGGGCUGCUGGGGAAGAAACGGGGGCCCUUUGCCACCUGCCACGACAUCAUCGAGCCCGGCCCUUACUUGGAUGACUGUCUCUUUGACGCCUGCCUGUAUGAGGGACACCAGGACACCGUGUGCCCGGCCAUUGCCACCUAUGUUGCUGCGUGCCAGAGCCAGGGCGUUGCCGUGCAGCCAUGGAGAACGGCUGCCUUCUGCAGCCCUGUGUGCCCCCUGAACCAGCACUAUGAGCUCUGCGGCCCCCCGUGCCCUCCCACCUGCCAAGGCGAAUGUGGCUGUGUUUUGGAGGGCCGCUACUACCCCCGUGGGGAGCAGUUUUACCCUGCUCCUCCCUGCACUGAGCGCUGCAUCUGCUCCGAAAAUGGGAGGCUGGAGUGUCACCCCACUCCAGGCUGCUCCAGUGACGAGGAAUGCACAGUACAGGAUGGGGUACUGGGGUGCCACCCCCGCACCUGCAAACAGUGCCAGGUUUUGGGGGCAGGGGCUUACAGCACCUUCGAUGGGUACCUGGGGAAUUUUGGGGGGUCCUGCACCCUCCUACUGCUGGAGUUGGAGAGGGGUGAGCCUGAAGAAGAGCUGGAGCCUAUCACGGUGGCCUUGGAGCAGGAGGACACGGAGGUGCAGCGGGUGACGGUGACGGCGCACGGGGUGACUGUGGUGAUGGACAGGGGACAGCAGUGGGAGGUGAUGGUGGAUGGCGAGCGCCACUUGCUGCCGCUGUGGCUGCGUGAGGGCGCGGUGGGGGUGGCGCAGGUGGGGUCCCACCGGCUGCUUCAGGUCCAGGGGGGUCCCAAAAUUCUCUACGAUGGCAACGCGUAUAUGGUGCUGACGCUGCCCCCCACAUCCCACCGCCCCCGGGGCCUCUGCGGCAACUUCAACGGGGACCCACACGACGAUGACCCUGACGAGGAGGCUCUGGGCAGCGCCCCCACAAACUGCACCCGCCUGGCGCCCGCCCCCAGCUGCUCCCCGGCCCAGGCGAGGCGCUGCGCGGUGCUCACGGACCCUGAGGGACCCUUUGCGGGGUGUCAUGGGGUGGUGCCGCCCCGCACAUACCUGCUAACCUGUGAGCACCAGGUGUGCGGGGGGGAUGGAGACCCCUGCCCCGGCUUUCAGGGCUAUGCAGCCGCGUGCCAGGCAGCUGGAGGUGCACUCCGGGAGUGGCGGGAGGCCACGGGUUGCUCCCUCACCUGCCCACCCAAGACCCACUACCAGUUGUGUGCCCGCACCUGUGAGCACACCUGUGCAGGUGUGUCAGCCCCGCCCCCCUGCAGUGAGCGAUGCUUCGAGGGGUGUCAGUGCACCGAGGGGCUGCUGUUCGACGGGGCCCGCUGCGUCCUACCGGGCACCUGCGGCUGCCUCCACCAGGGGCGCUACUUCCAGUUCCUCCAAUGCAUCCCAGUUUCUUAG